GAAAGGAAUCGUCCCUCUUCUGCUUUUGUGUUCUCUUCUGUCUCCAUCGAGGAUCCUGCGGUCUAUCGCGAUGCCGACCGGAAUCAAGAUCACAACCCUGGAUCUCAUUACCUCCUGGAUCCCAUUCUCAAUGUGAUUCAAAGCACCAGAGGUUCCAACGUCACUCUACCUUGUAUCCUGAGACUUCGGCCCAGGAGCUACAAGGUGAAAUGGAGCAAGAUCAACCCUUUAGACCCCAUGGAGAACCUCAUUGUCAUCACCAACGGCAAGUACCACAAGAAUUACGACAAGCUGAGGGGACGAGCCAGAAUGAGGAGAAGCCACCGACUUGAUGCCUCUCUGGUCAUCACCAAUGUAACACUGGAGGAUGAGGGCCGGUACAAGUGUGAGCUGGUGAAUGGCCUGGAGGACCAGAGCCUAACAUUGUCCCUACAGCUAGAAGGAGUAGUAUUUCCAUACCAGUCCAGAGAAGGGCGCUAUCGUUUUAAUUACGUUGAAGCGCGACAAGCUUGCGAGGAACAAGAUGGAAGACUGGCGACUUACACCCAACUUUACCAAGCAUGGACAGAUGGCCUUGACUGGUGCAAUGCCGGAUGGCUCCUCGAGGGCGGGGUUCAUUACCCAGUUAUUGUCCCCCGGCAACCGUGUGGUGGGGACCUUCCUCCCGGAAUACGAAGCUACGGCCCCAAAGAUCAGCUGAAGGACAAAUUCGAUGCCUUCUGCUUCACAUCAGCUCUGAACGGUCGAGUUUUCUUCGUCCACGGCCCGAUGAACUUCACAGAAGCCCUGGACGCCUGCUUGGCCCGCAAGGCUCAGGUCGCCAAGGUCGGCCACUUAUACGCCGCGUGGAGGUUUUCCGGCUUGGACCGCUGCGACGGAGGCUGGUUGCUGGACGGUAGCGUCCGCUUUCCCAUCGCUGACCCCCGGGAGAGGUGUGGGGGUCUCCCCGACCCGGGAGUGAGGAGCUUCGGCUACCCCAGCCAGAAAGAACGACUUUACGGUGUAUAUUGUUACGCCGCGCGGUUUAGGGAGCGCCUGCCGCACCAUCGCCUUUGGGAUAUCUGCAUGAGGACGUCCGGACUUCGACAAAAUGGCGUCCGCUUACCAACUGAAGCGUGUGAGAGAGGAAGGAUUGAGAUUGAGGUCAGCCAACACAGCCGAGUCGGCGACCUCACUUUUCUUUUCUGA
Messenger RNA from Staurois parvus, 1188 nucleotides. Lineage: Eukaryota; Metazoa; Chordata; Amphibia; Anura; Ranidae. The record is from the annotation of a GenBank genome assembly.